Molecule: messenger RNA, 3182 nt
Organism: Pangasianodon hypophthalmus (striped catfish)
Lineage: Eukaryota; Metazoa; Chordata; Actinopteri; Siluriformes; Pangasiidae
Gene: wiza
Product: WIZ zinc finger a
Exons: 10
Coding region: 152-2788 (878 amino acids)
Biological process (GO): regulation of transcription by RNA polymerase II
Cellular component (GO): nucleus
Molecular function (GO): RNA polymerase II cis-regulatory region sequence-specific DNA binding; DNA-binding transcription factor activity, RNA polymerase II-specific
Source: RefSeq, a predicted model, not a curated record
UACUGAUCAGUUUCUGGGUUGAUCGAUUAUUUUCGUCUGCUGACUGUAGAUCGAUUGUUCUGGAUCGAUUAAUCAGGACUUCCUGCUCCUGGCUGAUCCCAAACAAUAGCGCUGUGUUGCUAACAGACCCUUACAUACAGUGGGAGGAGUCAUGGAGAAGGGUGGAGUCGCGGAGAAGGGUGGAGUCGCGGAGAAGGCUGAAGUCGCGGAGAAGGCUGAAGUCGCGGAGAAGGCUGGAGUCGCGGAGAAGGCUGGAGUCGCGGAGAAGGCUGGAGUCGCGGAGAAGGCUGGAGUCGCGGAGAAGGCUGGAGUCGCGGAGAAGGCUGGAGUCGCGGAGAAGGCUGGAGUCGCGGAGAAGGCUGGAGUCGCGGAGAAGGCUGGAGUCGCGGAGAAGGCUGGAGUCGCGGAGAAGGCUGGAGUCGCGGAGAAGGCUGGAGAGAUGGCGGGAAAGAGUGCUGCUGAGUUUCCUGUUAAUGAGCAGCAAACAGGUGAUGAUGAGCCUGAGUCAGCCAUGCAUGUGUGUGAGGUGUGUGGUACGUGUUUUGAGACUCGGCGAGGGUUAUCGAGCCAUGCCCGGUCGCACCUGCGUCAGCUGGGUGUGUGUGUGUCGGAGAGCAGCGGCGCCCCCAUCAGCCUGCUGUACGAACUGAUCACCGAGAGGGACGGGGCUUUGCCUUUUACACCCAAACACACAUAUACACACAGCACCACCACAAAACACACAACACACACCCAACACGGAACCAAACACACCAGGAAACCUGGAGCUAAACACAGUUCAGGAACCAAACUGAAGAUCAAAAUUGGUGAUUUGGUGAAGAGACAGUGUGUUCCAGUCCCUGCGUCACUGAGAGACUCCUCCUCUUCCUCCUCCUCUUCCUCCUCCUCUUCCUCCUCAUCCUCCUCAUCCUCCUCAUCCUCAUCAUCUCCAGUCCAUCACCACAAACCACUUAACAAACCACCCAAGACUCCACCCACUCUGCCAGCUCUGUCCAAACCACUGGGAGCUCCACAGGAAACAGACUCUCACCUCGACCUGGUGGAGAUGUCAGGUGUGUCCCAGCGUGAUUGUGUACAUGUGUGUGAGCUGUGUGGGGCAUGGUACGAGACGAAGAAGGGCCUGGCCAGUCAUGCUCGAGCUCACCUGCGCCAUUUUGGAGUGGAGCUGGACCCUAAAGCCCCGCCCAUACAGGUCCUGCAUGAUCUGCUGCAAAAGGAGGUGGGGCCAGCAGGUCAGGACCCACCCACUGCUCUGUUAACCCCGCCUCCUCUUAAAAGGAGGAAGCCCUCACCAGCAAGAGAGAAAACACCAAGAGACAGUGCUUCAUCGAAGAUUGCGAACUGUGAGUUUUGUGGAGAGAAUUUUAAGAAGACUCAGAGUUUGGCGAGCCAUGCCCGCUCUCACCUGCGCCAACUCGGCGUCACCGAUUGGACGGCUCACGGCUCACCGAUGGCAACGCUCAGAGAGCUGAUGGCUCGCCGUAGCUGUAGUAGUUUACCUCAACCCACGCAGACCACACACAAGCCUCCAUCUGAAGCUCCGCCUCCUCCUGCACCAGGCCCUUCCCAUUCCCAAUUGCCCAAGCCUCCAUCUGAUGCUCCGCCUCUUCCUGCACCAGGCCCCACCCCUGUCCGAGUGCCCAAAGCCAGAAAGGGCUCGAGGAUGGUCGUGUCCAAACCGAAGGAUGAGCCGGUGGAGUUGGACAUCUCCACUGGACAAUUUACAAAAACAAAAACCACACCUCCACUUCCACCUCAAUUGAAUUUAACUACUGUCCAAUCAGCUGCUGAUCUCACUACAGUUUCAGCCAAUCAGAAUCUAACUACAGUCCCCCAGGUGGAGGUGGGCGUGGCCGAGCCUGUUAGGUGUGAUUACUGUGGUGAUCUGUUUGAUAGCCGUAAAGCUCUGUCGUGCCACGCCCGUGCUCACCUGCGCCAACUGGGAGUGAAGUGGGCACCGUGCGCUUCACCCAUCGACACGCUGCACGAGCUGAUGAUCAGAGAGGGCAGAGGGCAGGGGUCAGAGGACACACCGUCACCUGUGGACUUCUGCAGAGAGAAGACAGAGACGGACGGCACAGGUUCAGUGUGUGAGGCUACAUGUGAGCUGUGUGGAUUUGACUUUGAGAACAGGAAGGCAUUAGCCAGUCAUGCACGCGCUCACCUCCGCCAGCAGGGGGAGCAGUGGAGCUCUAGCCAAUCACCAAUUGCUGCUCUCAGCCAAUGGAUGAGCAGAGAGCCUGAGAAGGUCGCAGCCCUUCACCAACUCUACAUGCAGGGGACGUUACCACAGAUACGCAAGAGGCGUAUCUGCUCUCCCAUUCGCUCCUCUGAUGCUGACUCCGCCCGCUCCGGUGUAAGCCGCCCCUCUCCUGCAGCUCGGCAGGGUAAAACUGGGUCGGGUCUCUCUUGCUCUUCCUCCUCCCAUAGGAAAUUGUCAUCUCAUCGCCCCGCCCCCCACUCAGCUGUUAACCAUGGUUCUGACCGUCGGCCUCCUAAACUAUUCCCUCUAGGAAUGGAGGGGGCGGAGUCUCUGAAGCGUGUGGGUAAUGCCCCCUCUCUGGUGCCCCGCCCACCUGAAACUAGCCUGGUUAAACUGGUGGGAAAGAUUUAUUCACUGAAGUGUAGGUUCUGUGAGCAGGUGUUCAGUGGACCCCUCUCUGUGCAAGAAGACUGGCUCAUCCAUCUGCGACAUCACAUCCUUAAUCUCAAACCGGACCAUGCCCACAGCCCCGCCCCCAUAUUGCCCCAUUCAGAAUCUGCUCAGCUGAUUGGCCAGGCUGUGUAGGGAGGUGGAGCAUCUCCACACUCAGUGGUUUUAAUUUACUAACUGUUUUAUAAUUUGUUUGUAACUUUUUAAUAUGUAAAGAAGACAAGUGUAUAGGGUUAGGGGUAGUGAUGCGAUGGACACUACUGAGAUAGCCUAAGAAGGGCGCACCACCUGAAUGUACACUACCCUCUUCACUCUGUGAAGUUUUACCUCACCAUGUGGAAGGUGAUUUUUAAAAAAGUGUUUUAUACAGUGUGAGAUGGCUUUUCUGUUACACCAACAUGCUGUGUGCGUGUGUUGAUCUGUACUCAGAUGUCCAGGACCAAAAUACUGAUUUGUUUUCUUUUAUUUGAGGUGUUUAAUUCACUGAAUGUCAUUUGUACAUGCACACAAUAAAAUUUCCAUUUCUAUA